GAUGUUUGGAAGUCAGCUCCGUGGUCUGCGGACUUCACAGAGAUCCGGGGAACCGAUGCUCCGCCAGGGACAAAGCCUUCGCCCUGGCAGGCAACGAAAGUGAAAAUGCUGUGGGAUGAUGAGUUUCUGUACAUAGGUGCCGUGCUGGACGUGGAUGCUGGCAACCAGAUCAUUGCAAAAUUCACGGAGCGCAAUUCGCCCAUCUUCCACACUGACUCGGACUUCGAAGUCUUCCUGGAUCCAGCCGGUUGCUGCCACGGUUACAAGGAGCUUGAGAUGAAUGCCUUGAACACGGUCUGGAAUCUGCUGCUGGACCGACCGUAUGCUGAUGAGGGCAGUGAGUUCAGCGGCCGCGUGGCCAAGGAAGGUCAGUCUCAGCAUUGGGAUGUCCGAGCGCAGAAGACAGCGGUGAAGGUAACCAAAGGUCAGAUCGGAAAUCCGGUGCGGGCAUCGCAAUGGUGCUGUGAAAUCGCCUUGGCGCCUGGAGCCCAAGGCAUUCAGACAGUCUUCCGAACGCGCCAUGCCGGGCGGCAGUGCCCUAUGUUGGAGGCUGCUGGCGAAUAA
Molecule: messenger RNA, 564 nt
Organism: Symbiodinium pilosum
Lineage: Eukaryota; Dinophyceae; Suessiales; Symbiodiniaceae
Source: the annotation of a GenBank genome assembly